Desarmillaria tabescens is the source of this 246-nucleotide messenger RNA. Its product is annotated as small secreted protein. The coding region runs from base 1 to 246 and encodes 81 amino acids. The record is from RefSeq and is a predicted model, not a curated record. Lineage: Eukaryota; Fungi; Basidiomycota; Agaricomycetes; Agaricales; Physalacriaceae. The transcript is spliced from 4 exons.
AUGCCCGUUCCGUGGGAAGCAUUACUUCCGUUCGCACUCGCUACCGUUAUGAUCAGCGCGGCUGGUACACUGUUUUCAGCAUCCCAGCGUUUCCAGAACCUCGGCAAACCCCCACGAUACGGUAUUGAUAGCUGGGACGAGAUGAUGAUGAAGCGGGACAAAGUCUUGACCGGCCACGUCCGGGGUCAAUCGGAUAAUCCUAUAUCUCCCUCAAUAGACGAACUCCGACGAAAUCUUCAUGCUUGA